Molecule: messenger RNA, 522 nt
Organism: Rhizoctonia solani
Lineage: Eukaryota; Fungi; Basidiomycota; Agaricomycetes; Cantharellales; Ceratobasidiaceae
Exons: 5
Coding region: 1-522 (173 amino acids)
Source: RefSeq, a predicted model, not a curated record
AUGAAGUUCUCUCUUGCCGCUCUCUUCACACUUGCCUUGAGCCCUUGCCUUGUUGGCGCUUCUCCAGUUGUUCCCCAUUUGAAUUCUACUCUCUCCGAAGCUCACUUGAUCUCUCGGGCUGAAUCCACCCAGAAAUUCGCUUCUUAUGCGGCCGCCUCCGUGGCUAGCUGCAAAUGGGUCAAUCAAGGAAAGACCAAGGUCGUUCCCAAGAACUUGGUCCUGUAUACCAGCCGUUUGAAAUCCAGCCCUGCGUAUGACAAAGUUGUCGGUCUCGGACUGAAGACAAAUGCUGGUUCCGUCACGCCCCUCGUCCGUAUCGAUAUGGACAACACCGGCAAAGGCAUCCAUUUUAAUGCUGUCCAGCUCGACAACUCUCAGCAGAAACUUGCUGCGGUACUUACUUCGACUGUCGGGAUGACUCAGGCUGCCCGCACCAGUCUUUACCUCGACUACCUGAAAGGAAUCGAAAACAGGAGUCCUGAGUUUCUGUGGAACUGGUGGAACACCGGAAAGGCCAACUGA